AUGGCCUGUUUGAGGCUGGUCCAAGAAGGUGUAGAGUCGCCCGUUGAAACGGCAAAAGCCAAGUUCCGUUCCAUGGAAGACCUCUUUGUCGCCUCUUCUUUCUUGUGUCCGUCGUGGUCACCAGCGGCGUGCCCCUCCCCCCUCUCCCCCGGUAAUUCCGGGCCCCUCAACGAACGCCCGCCAACGACCGGCGACGGGGAUCGGAUCAUGAUGCGGAUUGCUCGCGCGGCGGCGCUAAUGGCGCUCGCGCACAACGUGGUGUACGAGGCGGCGGCGGCAUCGGAUGACAUCUCGACGACGUCGCCACAGACGGACACGCCCGACUGGCUCGCAAACGAAAGCCUCGCGCUAACCCUCGUCAACUCGGCCACGCCGGGGCUGCAAUACCCGGUGCUGCCGCUCACCAGCAACAUGGGCCUGAACGGAUCGGUCAAUACUGGUCGGACCAUGAACAUCCAGGGCGACAUUACACUCGCCGACCAGAACAACUACUACAAACUGUCCGGACUUGGCCACAUUGCGUAUCUGUGCUGUGAUGACGCCGAUAAACAGGACAAUUUCAACAUAAGCCCCAACAAGAUGCUCAACCAGCUCAUGGGCUCCAACCUCUCGGCCAUCAUCCUGUAUUCGGCCAAUACAAACUGGUGCUCCUUUGAUAGAAACAAUGGCCCGUCGUACUCGAGCAUCGUCACCAUGGCUGACAAGGGCGAUGCCGCUGACGUCUUGGCACACAUCACUGGCAAGUCGAGCAACCAGACGCUGCUCGUCUCCAUCAAGGGCAACACAACCGCGCCCGACACGGCCGGCGACAACCGCGGCCACUCGACCGUCGCCAUGAGCGUCCUCUACAGCAUCACGGGCCUGAUUACGCUGCUGUUCCUCGCCAUCAUCAUCACUGGCACCGUGCGCGCGCACCGCCAUCCGGAGCGCUACGGUCCCCACAGCGGUUUCGGUCGCCGACCCCGGCAGAGCCGCGCCAAGGGUAUUGCACGGGCCGUGCUGGAAACCCUACCCAUUGUCAAGUUUGGCAACGACGAGCACACCAAACCCGACCCGGAACUGGAGCUGGAACCGACGGUGACUGCAAAUACCGACCACGCAGCAACGGCCGUUGUUGCUGCGGGCGGGCUAGGAGGCGUAGCGGAUAAUACAGACAAUACGGACAAUACGGGCAAUACGAACAAGAAGGAGACGCUACCAAAGGAGCAAGAAGAAACGCGCAAAGACGCACCAGAAACGGAUGCGGAUGCUGCGAAUACUGGCCAGAUAGCCCCGGCAGAAAGUGCCAUGGCCGAAUCUGCUAAUGCUCAGGCCAGCUCUGAGCAGGGAGACGAGCAUCUUGGCUGCUCUAUUUGCACUGAAGACUUCCACGUCGGCGAGGAUGUCCGAGUCUUACCCUGUCACCACCAAUUCCAUCCAGGCUGCGUUGACCCGUGGCUGGUCAAUCCGGGCCGCCACGACGCGGCAGCGCCCGAACUGCCACCGCCUCUGGCGCUCGAGGCCGAGGACAGUGAGUCGACGGUGUCGUCGCGCCAUAGGACGUCUCGCCUAUUUGACCUGAACCGGCUGCGCCACCUGUCCCCGCAGGACCGCAUCGCGGCGCUGCGCGAGAUGCGAGCGCCACGCAAUGGCAGCGGCGAGGCGGCGGCCGAAGGCGAAGAAAGUGGACGCGCUGCCCGCUUGGCUGCAAGGCUGCGCGACAAGUUCCGCAUCCGGACCAGGGCGCAGACAUGA
This is a messenger RNA of Cordyceps militaris CM01, 1734 nucleotides long. Its product is annotated as RING finger domain protein, putative. The coding region runs from base 1 to 1734 and encodes 577 amino acids. The transcript has 4 exons. The record is from RefSeq and is a predicted model, not a curated record. Lineage: Eukaryota; Fungi; Ascomycota; Sordariomycetes; Hypocreales; Cordycipitaceae.